This is a messenger RNA of Lactuca virosa, 1102 nucleotides long. The record is from the annotation of a GenBank genome assembly. NCBI's taxonomy places the organism in Eukaryota, Viridiplantae, Streptophyta, Magnoliopsida, Asterales, Asteraceae.
AGCUCUCUCAUAUGAACUAUCACUGACACUUAACGUCAACCCACUUUAUCUUGUACGCCGUGCAUUAAGUGUUGUACUAAAAAAGAUAUGGAGAGUGCUUGUGUUUAUGAACAGACAACAGUCAUCCAUGAGCUCACUCAAGGAAUAGAAAUGGCUAAACAGCUAAGGCUCAAUCUAAAUUCUGCUGAAGCUAGAGAAUUCUUGAUACAUAAGAUCUUAUCUUCAUAUGAUAAAGCUCUUUUUACUCUUAAAUCAACCGGGCAGCCUCGGGCAAAUCCACUGCCCGAAUCCAGUUUGCCCAAGUCAUCCAUAUCCACAGUCAGCCCUAAAAGCGGAGAAUUUGAGUUUGGGUUUGAGUUUGACGAAAAUGCUGUUUCCAAAAAGAGAAAGGCAUCAACACCAUGGGAAGAUGAAGUAGAGGGUAACACUAAUGAUGUUUACAGUUGGAAGAAGAGAAGAGAUGAAAAUCCAACAGUAUACAAAGGGAUACCCACCUGCAACAAUGUCGUACAGUCGGCACCACCACCGCCACCGUCGCCGGAAAAACAUGAAAUAAAGCCAACCCACCACCACCAACAACUAUCAACACCGAAUCCUGGAGAGGUUCUCUCAAAUCUCAGAGCAAACCUCAGUGUUAACACGUGGGACUUGAGUGCCAUUCUUCCAUCUUCAUUUUCCUUCCCUUCAACAUCAACACCAUUUGGAUUCAGUGAUGAUGAUUUUGAAGCACUUAGUUUUCCUAAUCGGUUUGAUGAUGAACUAUUGCAAGUCUAUUCACCACCUUUUAUCUCUCCGGACACCUCUGAAUCUAACUACCUCACAGACUGGGGUAUUUCUUCAUCACUGGAUUUCACAAGCGAUCCGGAAGAUCUAUACCCUGAUUUCACAUUAUUUAACAACUGUUUCUUAUGAUAGAUAGCGCUCAAGAACUACAGAAGGAAUGAACAAGAAAUAAAUGAUUCAUUAUUAGAGUUCCCAGUUGCAGACUGAGGCUUGCUAGAACUAUGUUUGUACAUAUUUGAAAUGUAAGAUUUUAUAACUAGCUACCUAUGGAACAUCUAGAAGUAAUGUAUCAAUACAAAUUUUUGCAACUUGAAACCCC